AUGGACCCAAAUAGCCAAAAGAUACAAUCUGUCCAGGCCCGCUUGGCAAAGGUUCAUCCCCCAACAGCCUGUCGAACUGUCCCGGAUUCCGAUCUGGCCUGUUUGAUGGUUCACGCGUCGCACGACGAACCAGCAAUUUACGUGAAUCAGUCGGUACCAUGAUCGUUCCUUGCGCGAUCAACCGUUUAACAUCAUCAAUAUCCACCCCUUCAGGUAUAUCUUUUCCCACUAUCUUACGUACUUCAACCUCAUAUGCAAUUAGCUGGAGUGCUGUCUUUGCUGUCAGGUCUUUGUUUUGCGCUUCGACCCAAUCACUAGCCGUCUUUUCACAUAACCGUUCUCCAAAUUCUUUGUCUUCCUUGCUGUUCCAACCCUCGAAUUGGGACCCUUGCAAUCGAAGC
Ectocarpus sp. CCAP 1310/34 is the source of this 401-nucleotide messenger RNA. Lineage: Eukaryota; Phaeophyceae; Ectocarpales; Ectocarpaceae. The record is from the annotation of a GenBank genome assembly.